Messenger RNA from Mercenaria mercenaria, 6492 nucleotides. Its product is annotated as MAM and LDL-receptor class A domain-containing protein 2-like. The record is from RefSeq and is a predicted model, not a curated record. Gene Ontology annotation, cellular component: membrane. The transcript is spliced from 20 exons. Bases 576 to 4586 code for a protein of 1336 amino acids. NCBI's taxonomy places the organism in Eukaryota, Metazoa, Mollusca, Bivalvia, Venerida, Veneridae. Gene Ontology annotation, molecular function: nucleic acid binding.
AACGUGUCCCCUGUACGUGCGUAGUGUUGUUAUAUAUUAUUUUCUGGUCCUUUAAGAAGCAAUCUGUAUGUAUAACAAUUUCACUUAAGACGGUGCUAUAGGUCAUAAGGGUCAUAAGUAUUUGUGCACACUUCAUUUCUUGUCACGAAUACUCAAUCAAACUGUAAUGAAAUAAUGCACGGAAGGGCACCUUGGGUCUUCCUUCGCCAUUAACAUAUGACCUAUAAUUGUGUUGGUGCGACGUUAAACCCAACAAAAUAAAUAAAUAAAUAAAUAGUAUUUUCCUUAUUAUUUCGCUUACUGAUAUAUAACACUUAAGUAUGUACUACUACAACCGAUUAAAACUUCCUGGUAAUAUAUAACUGCAGUGUAAAAGGUUAAAGGAUAAUUAUACAUCUUGUUGAUUAUUAAACCAACUAUACUCUUGAUACGUUGUGAUAAAUACAGCUUAAUUGUUUAUUGUAAAACAGGAAAUUGUAUAUAUUCAUGUUAAAAUGAAAUUGAAGUCAUGGAUGAUAAACAUUAUAUCGUUAUCUGAAUUCAAAUGUCUUUAUAGAAUUGAGUGACAGAAUGAAAUGGCUAAUAGUCUGUAUUUGAGACUACUGUGGAUACUUGUGACUUUUCACAAAUCUUCAAAAGCUAUCGAUGGAGACUCUUUUAACUGCGAUUUUGAUGAUGGGUUUUGUAACUGGAAACAAGACAAAACGGAUGACUUUGAUUGGACUAGGCGGUCAGGGGAAACGCCGACACGUCUCACAGGACCAAACUCCGAUCACACAUCAGGAGAGGGCUUUUACGUGUAUAUUGAAACAACAACAAGGAAUGCAAACUACACAGCUAGACUGAUCAGUCCACAGAAGACUUCUGGGCAAUACUGCUUCUCAUUCUGGUACCACAUGUAUGGCAGUCAUAUCAAUAGACUCAGUGUAUCAAAAAAAGAAGGCACAAAUACAAAAGAAUUAUUCUGGAAAACAGGAAAUCAGGGUGAAAAGUGGAUAUUUGGUCAAAUACAGUUUGAGGCUGAAGAAAUCUUUCAGAUUGUUAUUGAGGGGAAAGCAAGAGAUAACAGUAGAACGUGGUUUGGUGACAUAGCAAUUGACGACAUAGUACUGUUUCCAAGUGAAAAAUGUCCAACAGCUGCCGAUAGAGACUCGUUUGACUGCAGUUUUGAUGAUGGGUUUUGUAACUGGAAACAGGACAAAACUGAUGACUUUGACUGGACAAGGUUGUCAGGAAAAACACCGACCAAUAGAACAGGACCGGAUUCUGAUCACACAUCAGGAGAGGGCUUUUACAUCUAUAUUGAAACAACACCAAGCUUUAACAACAUUAGCAAAAUGAAUAACUACAAGGCAAGACUGAUCAGCCCUGAGAAGGAUUCUGGGCAAUACUGCUUCUCAUUCUGGUAUCACAUGUAUGGCAGUCAUAUCAACAGACUAAGCGUGUCACUAAAGGAAGGCUCAGAUACAAAAGAAUUAUUCUGGAAAACAGGGGAUCAGGCGCAAAACUGGAUAUUAGGGCAAAAACAGUUUGAGGCAAAAGAACGUUUUCAGGAGUCUUGGUAUGGAGACAUAGCAGUUGAUGAUAUAGCAAUGUUUCCCACUGAAAAAUGUCCAACAGAUUGUGGCGAUCCUACCCCUGAAGCUGGCGUUGCAAAUCCAACAGACAUCAAAAUCGGAUCUGCUGUGCAAAUAUCAUGCAAAAUUGGUUAUGAAAUUGCAGGAAAUUCAUCAAUUAUUUGCUUAGUAAAUGGUUCCUGGAGUGACAGGCCAGAAUGCCAACCAACAGACUGCGGUGAUCCGACUCCAGAAUCAGGAAAUGUUGAUAGCACAGACUUUCAGUAUGGCUCAGUUAUUGAAGUUAAAUGCGUUGAAGGGUACAAAAUCAAUGGAAAUUCUUCAAUAAUAUGCCAAGCAAAUUCUACAUGGAAUAACAUUCCAGUUUGUGACCAGAUAGAAAAUGUUAGCAAGAUAUUUGGUACCGUUUUACCUGUAUCGCUUCCUAUCUCGGUUUCAGAGUGUGAAACUAUUAAUAUCACAAACGGACAUUUUGAUACAGCACUCGGAACGACUUUUGGAAAAACUGCUACACAGUCCUGUGACACCGGUUAUACCCUUUCGGGAGAUGAAACAGUCACAUGCCUUGAAGCUGGUUGGAAUGGUACUAUUGCAACGUGUACCAUCGUUGACUCAGUUGCCAGUGCUCUAGUCGUAGUUUAUGCUAUGGUUCCAGUUAUUGUAAUAGUUCUUACCUUAGUUUUAUUAUUCGUUAUUUGGAGAAAAAGACAUAUACAGUGUGCACAAGCAAAAGAUGCAAAACACAAAUCCGGAGAAAAUCCGACAAUUCAAUAUGCGAGUGAAACAAACAGUGGACAUGGUCUCAAACACCAGAUCAAUGUAUCAGAAACAUCGGAAUCAAUACCACCAGACGAAGAAUAUUCUUUUAUAACAGAACAUAAUAAAGUGGAACCAACAGAUACCAUGUACUACAACACAUUUGAUAAUAUAUGUAAAGUUGAAAAUGAUGUAGAAAGUCAAUAUGAUCAUACAAAUGACAUAUCGAAGUCGUUUUCAGAUAAUAUAUAUUCGCAUAUAUCUAGAAACAAACCUGGCAUACAGGACGGGACAACUUACGAUACAACAUCUUGUCAAAACUCUGGAAAUGAAGCCUUGAACACCAAAGCACAAACAGAAGAUGAUAGUUAUAGUCACCUUAAUAUAGAAGGUCUAAAUAAAGCAAUACAUCAGAAACCUCAAACAACAACUCAAGAUGAAGAAUCUGAAUACGCAAAUACAUCAGGAAACAUCGAUGCCGUAGAAACUGAACAAAAAGAUGACUUUAAUGUGAAAGAAGGGAAAAUGAAAACAAAAACUGUUGAAAAAGAAGUAAACAGUCAUGAUGAAGAUUGUGAAUAUUCUAAUAAAAAGCGCCCGGCGGAACUGCCGACCAUGCUUCUUCAUCACGACAACGCAUUGUCACAUCGUGCGGCAGCUACUCAGGAAGUAGACGAGUGUUCGUUUGAUGUUCUGGAGCAUCCCUCACACAGCCCGGAUUUAGCGCCGUGCGAUGUCUUCCUCUUCCCAGCGCUGAAACAUGUUCUCCGCGGACAGCAGUUCGAGGACAUUGACGAACUUCCCACAGCCGUUCAGUCGGCAAUCUCCUCACUUUCGAAGGAAAGUUACAGUAGCGCAUUCACUACCUGGGGCAAGAGAUCUAUCUGCUCUUUUGACUGCAAUUUUGAUUAUGGGUUUUGUGACUGGAAACAAGACAAAAUGGACGACUUUGAUUGGACAAGGUGGUCAGGAGAAACGGUGACAGUUAGGACAGGACCAGACUCCGAUCACACAUCAGGAGAGGGCUUUUACGUCUAUAUCGAAACAUCACCAAACUAUAACAAAACUACCCGAAUUAAUAACUACGAGGCAAGACUGAUCAGCCCAAAGGAGGACUCCGGGCGAUAUUGCUUGUCAUUCUGGUAUCACAUGUAUGGCAGCCAUAUCAACAGACUAGCCGUAUCAAUAAAGGAAGGCUUCGAUACACGCGAAUUAUUCCGGAAAACAGGAAACCAGGGCAAAAGAUGGAUAUUAGGGCAAAUACAGUUUGAGGCAAAAGAACGUUUUCAGAUUGUAAUUGAGGGAAAAGCAAGAAAUCACAGGCAUUCUUGGUAUGGAGACAUAGCAGUUGACGAUAUAGUAAUUUUCCCCACUGAAAAAUGUCCAACAGAUUGUGGUGGUCCUACCCCGGAAGCUGGCGUUGCAAAUUCAACAAACAUCAAAAUUGGAUCUGCAGUGCAAAUAUCAUGCAAACCUGGUUAUAAAAUUUUAGGGAAUUCAUCAGUUUUUUGCUUAGUAAAUGGUUCCUGGAGUGACAGGUCAGAAUGCCAUCCAACAGACUGUGGAACUAUGAAAAUCACAAAUGGACAUUUUAAUACAGCAGCCGGAACGACUUUUGGAAAAACUGCUACACAGUCCUGUGACACCGGUUAUACCUUUGCGGGAGAUGAAACGGUCACAUGCCUUGAAGCUGGUUGGAAUGGUACUAUUGCAACGUGCACCAUCGUUGACCCUGAAAGCAGUGCUCUGAUUGCGGUUUAUGUAACUGUUCCACUAGUUGUAUUUGUUACGAUCAUGUUAACACUCGUUGUUUGCAGGAAAAGGCCACUGAAAUGCUCGAAAGCAUCAGGGGCCCAACAAGGAGAAAACAUGAAUCCUGUCAUCCAAGAAACCAUGAAAACUAAUAACGUGGUGAAUGAAUAUGAACACUUGAACAGCAAUACGAUGCAAACUGGAACAGGCGGAUCGGCACUUCCGGGCAAUGAAUAUGCUGUUUUAUCUGAUACUGAAAACGACGAGGUAGUACAUGUGUACUAUAGCACUGAUGAAGCAAAGUUUGUAGAUAAAGAUGAUGACAAACUUGGCUAUGAGAAUGUAAAGAGCUUUGCAUCGCCCUUUGGAGGUAUGUCUGAAAACACAAUUGGAACCAAAUGUGAGCCAAAUGGUGAUGAAACACCGAUUCAGCUAUAUGAAUGUCUGAAAACGGACACACAAAAUGAAAAUGAUUUUUAUGAUCUUUUAAAUAAAAACUAAGUUCAUUUAUAAUGUAGGACUAUCACAAUGUAAUGUUAACGAUUGAUAGUGUGAAAAUGAAACUUUAUUGUUUGUUAAAUAAUCAAUCGCCUUCAGCCUUUUUAGAGAAAGAAACAAGAGGACGUGUGCCAAAGCUGUGGCUCAAUACGAACGCACAUUUUACUUUAAUUUAAAAGAAAUAAUAUGAAAUAAAAGUGACAUUAUAGAAUUUAUAUGCACUUUGUAUGUUUGAAAGAAAAGAGAAGAAUGAUGCGGUAUAUUAUUAUAAAAGUGCUUUAGCGUUCUUGCUGAUAACAUUUGACAAUCUAACUUCUGUUUUGCUUUCAAAGACGUUAUAAUUGAUGAUCUGUUUAACUGAUUGUUUAAAGUAAGCGGCUUACUAUUUCAUCCUUAUAUAGAACCUUUUUCUUUGGUUGCUAUUGAACUGGUAACUGUUUUGAACGAAGUGAUUUGUUUGUUGAUUCGGUCAGUUUAUGAAUAUUUUUAACAAAAUAUCUCACCAAACUUUCAAACUAAUAAGUUUAGAUGAAAACUAUCGUAAAAUAAAAUUAAAUGGUAUCCAAUAAGCGAAAACUUACCUACCACAAUUGCAUUAACAUCAGAGGCACAGUGUAACUUAAAAUAAGUUAUGAUUCCGAAUAAUCAGAAAUUGUUUAAUGAAAUAGGAUGUCAUUACUAGUUCAUCCAUUUAUAAUUACAUACUAUAUCUAAUAUGAUGUCAUGUUUUGUUUAUAUUACAUUUUUCCUAUGGCAUAGAAAAUAUCUUUUUACUUCAAAGCUAGAUACAAAAUAAUAUUUAACAUACUAUGUCCUUUAAAAUCAAUGUCCGAUUGCUAUACGUUUCAAACUCUAGUUGUCUAAUGGUUUGAUUCUUUAACAUUGUUAACGAGACACGGAUCUAACUCUGAUUUCAUUCAAUGAAAUAUUUGUUUGUUUGUUUUUCUUUGUUUGUUUCGGGUUAAGCGCCACUUUUCAACAGUAUUUCUUUUAUGUAACGUUGGACAGUUACUCUAACCAGUAUUCCGGGAUUCUGUAUCAGUAUGUACCUGUUUUCCGCAAGUAAUUGCCAACUUCUCCAAAAGAAUCAGAUAUGGGGUAUAAAACGAUCUUAGACACAUUUUAUCAAAUAGUCACGAAGAUGAUAUAUCUUGCGUAGAGAUCGAAUUCACUACCUUAUGAUCCGUAGAUCUGAACUCUCUUAUUACACCUUACCAGAGGAGCAUCAAAUAAAAAGUAACUGAAAGGUAAAAGCAGGAUAUCUUGAAACCAAAACAAUACGAGUAGAUUCAAAUUCUUAAACAAAUACACUAGGUUCAAAUUCGAAUCACAGAUUACAAAACUAUUUCUAAUGUAACGUACAGGACACAUAAUGUGUUUGCUUUUAUUCUACUGUCAAUAAAAUUGCAUAACUUCUUAAUCUGCAAUUAGAAGUCGAAAAUGAUGUUUGACCAUUUUUCAUGUUAUUUCUUUCUUUGUUUUAUCCAUUGAAGUCACGUUUUAAUAAUAUAUGUUACAGUAUCUGCACUAUUGUAGCGUAACUCUUCAGUCGAUGAAAAACCUUUUCCCUCCUUUAAGUAAACAAGUUUGAAUGGCGUUUUUCCACGUGGAGAAGCAGACAUCAGUAUGCAUUGCAAUUAUGUUUUGAGUAUGCCUUGUACGACUAACGCACACUUUGCUUUUAAAAUAAAUGUGACUGUUAUUACUUAGUCUAAUUUUGUAAAGUAGUUUAUAUAUUAACAAUACAUCUUCUUUGUGAAAUAAGUUAUGUGUUUGUUUCAUUUCCUGCAGUUAAGAAAUAACAAAUAUGAAAAUAUAUGUACUAUUACUCUAUAUCUACUUACUAUAUAUAAUGGAUUUCUUAUGUCGACAUUAUAAUAAGAGCGAAUAAACUGAAAUUUUAUUCUUG